AUGACAAGUAAAGCCACACCUAUCAACGGCCUAUCCCUCCGAUUUGAGGCCGAAGAGCAGGAUGCCGAAGACAAGUUCCAGUUGAACCGCAAACAACGUCGUAGCCUUUGCCACCUCAUAGUCACAACUCCAGAGUCAGAGCGCCCGAUAACUCUAUUUUGCAAUGGUCUCACUGUUGUUGGAAGGGGGCGAAACGCUGUCCUACAGGCAUUAAGGUCUGGACUGUUCGAACUCGUGCAAUCUGGCAAGGAAGAUGCAGGUGUUAUCAUGCUACCAUCUUUCACGUCACUUCGGAAAGGCCAGUACAACAUACUCCCUACGGCAUUCCCACAGUAUCGGGAAGUAUCGAUUGAUGUGUCGACUGAAACAACGCAUGUUGCGUGGAAAGAGGCCUUACAGCCUGGGCGUACAUACGGUUUACGGCUGGCUGAGAACGCUGGCGAAGUAUUCGCAUGUUAUACUGAUGAGCUCGAUAACCCGCCUGAUGAAAUUCCGCCAAAGAAGAAGCUGCCCGUCCAUCGUGAGCGAGGUGGCACAUACUACUUCACCGUCCUCGACGACCCAGCGCCUCCAAAACUCUUCGCCAGGCUGGAGAUGCCCAGAAAAGCUCAUCUCAACGGUCCAACCCCAUUUACCCUCGUUAUCGAAUACACAACCGAUAGCGUCGAGCCUCUGGUGUUCGAUAAAUCGCGCUCUCCACUUUCAGUCACCACACUAUGCACCGGAGCAAACCUGCACUGUAUCGACCAACUGAUUGACUGUCAGGACAAUGUCACUGGGGAGAAGGUUGAAUGGGGUGCCGUCUUCGUCUGCUACGAUUACGAUCCCCACCCGGUAUUCCCGGACGAUGGUGACUUUGUCGAGAUCUCAACGAACAGACCGUGGCGAUUCGAAUGUACUUUGGAGGAAAUGGGCAAUGAGAAAGAAUAUAUUCGCAGUAUGGAAGGGCUAAAGGCUGAUCGUACGUAUAAGGCUCGAGUUGGUGGGCCUUCGGGCUUUAGACGGUGGCAGUACGGAAAGAAAGAGGAUUUGCUGGCUGGGACGCUAAAAGACAAGAUGAAGAGGUGGGAGGUAGACAUGGAGAAGUUGGGGUAUUUGGACGUGGAAAGGAUUGAGGAGGACCUAUAUUUUGAGACUGUUGCAUGA
Messenger RNA from Alternaria incomplexa, 1146 nucleotides. RefSeq lists its product as uncharacterized. The coding region runs from base 1 to 1146 and encodes 381 amino acids. The record is from RefSeq and is a predicted model, not a curated record. The transcript has a single exon. NCBI's taxonomy places the organism in Eukaryota, Fungi, Ascomycota, Dothideomycetes, Pleosporales, Pleosporaceae.